GGCUCGGCCUGUAUGUACUUGCACACCUGUACAACUUACCUGUAUAGUUCACCUGUACAAACAUACCCUGAGCAUUUUAGGGGCGGAGGGACGCCUUCACCCUAAAUGUAACAGUUUCAGAAGCUUGCUUGUUCAUCGUUCUUCAUAUGACCAAACAUCACUAGAGGCUUAAUCUUUGUAUACAUCGGUAAAUAGAUGACAAAUCGUCAAACUAGAUUUUCAAAUAUGGACACGUUAUUAGUCACGUGAGUGAGUUUUUACCUUUGAAGAGACACCGAUGAAGCUGCACGAACUAUACCUUGACCAUGGAAAGUCCACAGAACCAAACGUACAUCUGACAAGAUCUGAUAUCUGAGCUGGUAAUCUCCAUGUCGGUGUCGAAUGCUACAACCGUAUUUGACGUCACGUCGAGUUUACCAUUCAACACAACCACGUCACACAUGGCGGGGUCGCCAAAUGGCGACAAGUCGAGUGGUGUUCUUCAGGCGACUGUCCUGGCGGUUGUGGCAGUUUUAAUAGUCGUCCUGGCAGCCAUUGGCUGUACCUACAUGUACCGCUCAAAAAGAAUGUCCCGAAUAUGUGAUUUCUGGAAUCGACAGCGCAGGCGCCGAUUAUCUUCCGCAAGUAGCCAACGCGCCCUCGACGACGAGGGUACAUCUAUUGAUAUUCCCGGAAACAGACGAGAGGUCAACCUGUUCUCAAUCGAUGACGAAGAACCGAACCGAGAAAACGAUGACGGUUAUUUUUAUGACGAGGUGUUUGAAAGGUCGGCAUUCGUCGAUGCAAAGACAAAUGCAGCUUUGAAGGAAUUGUAUGUAAACACAGAGGAGGAACUUCCAGACCUGAGUUUACGAUCACCAAGAUAUUGACAUGUUGUUCUCAUAUCAGUUUGUAAUACUCGAGUGAAACCAUCCGCAUGCUGUUAUAACGUGGAACUAUCGCCAGUUCGAUAAAUAUUCUGUAUAAUAUGACAUUAACAUAUUAUUCUAAUCCACUCCAUCAACACUUGAUCGUAAACAGAAUACACCGCACAUGAUACACAUGGCGUCUUUAUCUGUUAUCUGCUACAUGUCAGUGAUUGAUGACUCCGUCAUAGUUCAUAGCAAAGAGGGUGGGAAUUAAUCUGGUGAUCACGUAUCAACUUUAUAAAUGUUCACUGUUGAUGAAAAAUGUUGUAUAAUAACGUCUAUGCUGUAGCAAAAAGUUUCACAGUGACGACAACAUACAUAUAUGAUGUCUAUUACUGUAACGAAGUACAUUUUGUAAAUUAGAUUGGAUGACAACAUUUAUGUCCAUAACUGUAACGAAUUACAUUAGAUUGGAUGACAACAUUUGUUAUGUUCAUUACUGUAACGAAUUACAUUAGAUUGGAUGACAACAUUUGUUAUGUCCAUUACUGUAAUGAAUUACAUUAGAUUGGAUGACAACAUAUAUGACGUCCAUUUCUGUAACGAAGUGAAUGACAACAGAUACUGAUACACUUCGUUACAGUAAUGGACAUGAUAUAUAUUGUAUAUAUGAUUGUAUAUAUUGAGAAUCAAAGACUAUGGUGUUAUAAUUCACAAACGGAACCUGUAAACUUAUAAAGGAUAGUACAUGUUUUUACUUAUUUUGCCAUUUUAUGACAUACAACUACAAACCUUGAAUCUGGAGAGCACAUUUUACGUUAGAUAAAGCAUGCUCGUAUGUUCACCCUUUUAGUCGACAUGCUAUUGCAUUUUAAGAUCCCCCGAGACGACGUCUCAGUUGACCUAUUGCGACGCCAUUUGUCGUACGUCGUAAACAUUCAAAUUUUCGACUUUUUUUGCAAAACCACUGAACCAAAUUCGAUGAAAUAUGGCAGGACGCUUUCAUGGGUGAAGGUUAACAAGAAUUGUGAACUAUAUGGUCCCCACCCCAAGGGCCGGGGCCAAAAAGGGAAAAUUGACUAAAAUUUCAAAACUCUUCUCCUCAUCUCCCAGAUAUGGCAGAAGCAAAUACUCUUCACAGAUAGAAAGGUGUAAGGGUCCGUUACCUCAAUUAUGAAUUCGAUGACCCUUGGGUCUCACGUUUCCCCCUGGGGAGGGGGUUAACUUUUCUAUAGUUUAUAUAGGGAAAUCACAUUUCUGACUAUCAUUUGUACAAAAAAAUGUAUUAUUUUUAUUGGAAUUAAUUCUAUCUUUGUUUUAACAUUAUCAGCAUUGGACAACUUGCCAAUUAAGUGAAACAUUUCAAAUUUCAGGUGACCGUUAAGGCCCAUGGGCCUCUUGUAUUUACAUAUGAGGUGAUUCAAGUAAAUGAACCAACAUUGACGUACAUUAUAUAGGUCAUGAAGUGAUUCCAGUAGAUGAACCAACAUUGACGUACAUUAUAUAGGUCAUGAGGCGAUUCCAGUAGAUGAACCAACAUUGACGUAUAUUAUAUAGGUCAUGAGGUGAUUCCAGUAGAUGAACCAACAUUGACGUACAUUAUAUAGGUCAUGAGGGGAUUCCAGUAGAUGAACCAACAUUGACGUACAUUAUAUAGGUCAUGAGGUGAUUCCAGUAGAUGAACCAACAUUGACGUACAUUAUAUAGGUCAUGAGGUGAUUCCAGUAGAUGAACCAACAUUGACGUACAUUAUAUAGGUCAUGAGGUGAUUCCAGUAGAUGAACCAACAUUGACGUACAUUAUAUAGGUCAUGAGGGGAUUCCAGUAGAUGAACCAACAUUGACGUACAUUAUAUAGGUCAUGAGAUGAUUCCAGUAGAUGAACCAACAUUGACGUACAUUAUAUAGGUCAUGAGGUGAUUCCAGUAGAUGAACCAACAUUGACGUACAUUAUAUAGGUCAUGAGGUGAUUCCAGUAGAUGAACCAACAUUGACGUACAUUAUAUAGGUCAUGAGAUGAUUCCAGUAGAUGAACCAACAUUGAGGUACAUUAUAUAGGUCAUAUGGUGAUUCCAGUAGAUGAACCAACAUUGACGUACAUUAUAUAGGUCAUGAGGUGAUUCCAGUACAUGAACCAACAUUGAGGUACAUUAUAUAGGUCAUAUAAGUACUAAUGCUACUAUAGACGACUUUGAUUUAUAUCGGUUUUAUGUUCACAGGAUUGGUGCUAAUAAAUAUUUCCAGGACAAUAAAACAAUAAAGAGUUGAAUGAGCUGAUCUAUUUAUAGAUUACGUUUUAACAAACAUUUGUUGAUUACUGAUGCGUUGUAUACAUUAUAUCAUGUAAACAACCAAAGAUUGUUUUGUUUUAUACAGUAUCAAAUUAUUAUAUAUUAAUGUGCCAUAUUAUGAAAUAAAGUUUAUUUCUGGAUUAAGGAAUUCCUAUUGUUACAUUGGUACGAAUUGUCACUUACAAGUUCAGAAGUGACUUGCUGUCAGUUAAUAAAACAGAAUGUAGCUGAUGCUGGAUUUGUGAUGA
Messenger RNA from Pecten maximus, 3386 nucleotides. RefSeq lists its product as uncharacterized. The transcript is spliced from 4 exons. Bases 369 to 869 code for a protein of 166 amino acids. The record is from RefSeq and is a predicted model, not a curated record. Lineage: Eukaryota; Metazoa; Mollusca; Bivalvia; Pectinida; Pectinidae.